Rhinichthys klamathensis goyatoka is the source of this 1944-nucleotide messenger RNA. It is a transcript of the gene trmt13, whose product is annotated as tRNA methyltransferase 13 homolog. NCBI's taxonomy places the organism in Eukaryota, Metazoa, Chordata, Actinopteri, Cypriniformes, Leuciscidae. The record is from RefSeq and is a predicted model, not a curated record. The coding region runs from base 15 to 1496 and encodes 493 amino acids. The transcript is spliced from 10 exons. Gene Ontology annotation, biological process: tRNA methylation.
GUCAUCAGUAUACUAUGGAGGGAUCCACAGCGGACGGCGUGUCAGCGCCUUUACCUGGACGAUGUGCUUUUUAUGUAGUAAAAAAGAAACGAUACUGCAAGAUGAUUGUUGGAAGUGGGAAAACCUUCUGCGGGGAACAUGCAAAUGCUGGCGAAGAGAGUGAGAAAAAACGAAUCCCCUGUCCUUUGGACCCCAAACACACUGUAUUUGAAGAUAAUUUGGCUAAACACCUGAAGAAAUGUAACUCCAAGGAGAAACCAAAACCUAUUUAUUACGUGAAGGACAUCAAUGCUGGGUGUGAAAAUCAAGAUGAAACCAUAGAUGAGAUAUCCAUUGCUGAUCGAUCCAAAGAGGAACUGGAUGAGUUGAUAGUGAAACUCAAAACUGCAUUACAAGGUCUAAAUACCAAACUCGUGGAAACAACACUCUCACAUUCUGCUCUAUAUGAGCCUCUAAAUGACCCAAAGAAUGGAGAUUCUGCUUUUAAACACCUCAAGCAACAGGCCUCUAUUCUUGGAAACAUGGAGGUUUUGGAACUGCUCAGCCCAAACAGAUGCUACAUAGAGUUUGGGGCAGGGAAGGGAAAACUGUCCCAUUGGAUUCACAUUGCUCUUAAAGCAGCUGAAAAUGUCCAUUUUUUACUUGUGGAAAGGUCCAGUACUCGCUUUAAGGUAGAUGGCAAGCACAAAAAUGCAGACUCGACUUUUGAUAGGCUUCAGGUUGAUAUUCAGCACCUUGAUUUACUGAAAGUUCCUCUCCUGAGAGAAAAGCGACUUCCUGUUAUUGGUGUUGGGAAGCACCUCUGUGGUGCAGCAACUGGUAGACUAGAAUUCAAUAAACUUCAUAAAUAUUAUCAUGGUAUUAGUCCUGCAAGAUUGAUGUAUCAACUUAUAUCCACAGAUCUGGCCCUUCGGUGUUUAUUUGAGCACAACUGCAUUGACAAAGAUGAUGACCCUCCUACCAAGCGUGUAAAACUUAAUCAUACGGAGGGUGCUGGUGAUGAUAUGAAGCCUGUUCCCUCAACCGAAGGCAGGGAAACUGGUGAAGAGCUCAUAGUGUCAGGACUGGCCAUCGCUCUUUGCUGCCACCACCGUUGCGACUGGAGACACUACGUGGGAAAAGAGUUCUUCAGACAGAAAGGUCUUGGACCAGAAGAGUUUGCUGCUUUCCAGCGCAUGUCGAGCUGGGCCACUUGCGGUAUGAGAAAAUUCAGCUCCAAGAUAACAGAAAAAACAGGCGAAGAGGAAGAACAUGAGAUGAGCGAGGAAGCUGUGCCAGAUACCCUUAACGGUUUGAUGUCAGUUGAAGAUCGGGAACAGAUCGGGCGGCUUUGUAAGCACCUGAUUGACCAUGGAAGAGUGUAUUACCUCCAGCAAAAAGGCUUUAAAACCAGUCUGAGAUACUACACAAGCAGAGAUGUGUCAUUGGAGAAUGUGUUACUAACUGCCAUUCCCACAGCCAAUCAGAAUAGAGAUGAAUCUAAACAGCCUUCUUAAGACAAACAAGCACAAGUGCAGGAAACAUAUGCUUCAUUUUAUUUUAUCAAUGUUUAUGGAGUUUUUUAUUUUAGUUCAUCCACGAACAUUACUUAUGACAUACUAGCAGGAAGAAGCAACUCCAACAAAUGACAGGCAACAAAACAUUUAAAAGAAAGAAGCGCUCUCCACAGGACUUGGGGGGGACAAUACUUGACAUGAUGGACCGGAAAAUCAGUCCAAAAGGCAGAUGAGCAGACAGAAGCCAGCAUGCAAGUCACAAAGAUGAUGCUGUCUCUGACACGCCGUCCAGCGUCACAUUUAGCAGUGACGUGAAAGUUUGGGAUCCUGCAAUAGACAUGUAAUGCAAAAGUUGGUCAUUAAGAGGCUCUAAAGGCUUUAAUUCCAGUUCUGUUUUAUUUAUGUAAUAUUUUAGAAUAAAGUUCUGCUACAAGUUUUGCACACAAUA